AUGUCUGGUGCCAACUCUAUCGACCUCUCGAAAAUCCGGGAGCAAUCUGAUGGUUCUAUGACAGGUAUGAUGCUGCUGGCAUUCAAUGAAGUAGUUGUGAAUAAUCCGUACUUUGCGGCCGGAGGAGGACUCAUGUUGUUGGGAACUGGAUUGGCUCUAGGAAGACUGGUGAUAAUAAAGGGGUGUGGAUUUGCCUAUCGUAGGAUGCUUGUGGAUUUGGAGAUUCCAUCGAAGGAUAAGUCAUAUUUAUGGUUUUUAGAGUGGAUGUCUAGAUAUAAGCAUAGAAGUUCAAGACAUUUGGCUGUUGAAACUAACUACAUACAACAUGAUAAUGGAGCAGUUUCUACCAAAUUCAGCUUGGUACCUGGACCUGGAAAGCAUUUGGUUAGAUACAAAGGAGCGUUUAUGUUGGUAAAUCGUGAAAGGUCAGGAAAGCUCAUCGAUAUGACCAAUGGGUCUCCAUUCGAGACUGUCACAUUAACUACACUCUAUAGAGACAGAAAGUUGUUCGGGGAUAUGCUCAAUGAAGCUAAGAUGAUGGCAAUGAAAGCCAACGAGGGAAAGACCGUUCUUUAUACAUCUUGGGGUCCUGAAUGGCGACCCUUUGGACAACCUCGCAAGAAGAGAUUACUAGGUUCUGUCAUCUUAGACGACGGAAUUGAAGAGGCUGUUGUGGACGACGUGAAAGACUUUCUCACAAGUGGCGACUGGUAUCACAAAAGAGGUAUUCCUUAUAGACGGGGAUAUUUAUUAUAUGGGCCGCCAGGUAGCGGGAAGACUUCAUUUAUUCAAGCAUUGGCGGGUGAGUUAGAUUACAACAUUUGCAUAUUAAAUUUGUCAGAAAAGAAUUUGACUGAUGAUCGUUUGAAUCAUUUAAUGAAUCAUAUUCCUCAGAGAUCAAUUUUGCUUUUGGAAGAUGUUGAUGCUGCAUUUAACAAAAGAGAACAGAGCGAUGAACAAGGAUUCACGUCAGGGGUAACAUUUUCUGGGUUAUUGAAUGCCUUAGAUGGAGUGGCAAGUGCGGAGGAAUGCAUUACUUUUAUGACGACAAAUCAUCCUGAAAGACUAGACGGUGCGUUGCUCAGACCAGGAAGAGUAGACUACAAAGUAUUAAUAGGCAAUGCCACAGAUUAUCAAGUGAAAAAGAUGUUUUUGAGGUUCUAUGAAAACGAACAUGAAUUAUGUGAAGAAUUCAUGCAAAAAUAUAGGGCUUUGGGAUUGACCACCGUCAGCACAGCCCAGUUGCAGGGAUUAUUUGUGUACAACAAAAGGGACCCUGAAAAUGCUCUUAAGAUGAUCGAAACUUUGAGGCAUCCCAACACUGCCUUUUAG
Messenger RNA from Priceomyces carsonii, 1332 nucleotides. RefSeq names its product bifunctional AAA family ATPase chaperone/translocase. NCBI's taxonomy places the organism in Eukaryota, Fungi, Ascomycota, Pichiomycetes, Serinales, Debaryomycetaceae. The transcript has a single exon. Bases 1 to 1332 code for a protein of 443 amino acids. Gene Ontology annotation, biological process: mitochondrial respiratory chain complex III assembly; protein insertion into mitochondrial inner membrane from matrix. The record is from RefSeq and is a predicted model, not a curated record. Gene Ontology annotation, cellular component: mitochondrial inner membrane. Gene Ontology annotation, molecular function: ATP hydrolysis activity; ATP binding.